Molecule: messenger RNA, 2096 nt
Organism: Cyclopterus lumpus (lumpfish)
Lineage: Eukaryota; Metazoa; Chordata; Actinopteri; Perciformes; Cyclopteridae
Gene: fbxl3a
Product: F-box and leucine-rich repeat protein 3a
Exons: 5
Coding region: 294-1622 (442 amino acids)
Biological process (GO): SCF-dependent proteasomal ubiquitin-dependent protein catabolic process; positive regulation of protein ubiquitination
Cellular component (GO): SCF ubiquitin ligase complex
Molecular function (GO): protein binding
Source: RefSeq, a predicted model, not a curated record
AUGUCCCAUGGUGCACCGCUGCUGUCACAACAACAACAACUCUUCGCCAUUUCAGAGUCAGGGGGGCCAACACUCCCGCGAAAGAAGUAGCUUAGCGGAGCGGAGGAGCCCGAGUGUGUCCGUCCGUCUCCGGGUUCACCAUCGCUUUCCUUCUCGCUGCGGUCGGACAUUGUGCUCCGAUGCAGGUCACUGGCUCCGCGCGGAGGAGCUCCUCCAGCGGCCCGGGCUGAAGUGCCAAUUGUCGGAUUUACCUGCUAACAGCUAGCUAGUAAGCUAGCGGAGUGUAAACAAGGAUGAAGCGGAUCAAAGGAGGAGAGGAGGACGGCAACGGCUCCUCCAGCGAGAGCUCACCGGAGGCUUGCAAGAAGGUGCGGACGCAGACUAGCGAGGAGUCCGAGGAGGAGGAGGAGGAGGAGGAGGCCAGUGAGACACCAGAGAGUGACUGGGUGAGACUGCCUCAGGAGCUCCUGCUGCACGUCUUCCAGUACCUUCCGCUGCUAGAUCGGGCAUACGCCUCUCAGGUGUGCCGCCGGUGGAACCAGGCUUUCCACAUGCCCGAGCUGUGGAGAUACUUUGAGUUUGAGCUUAACCAGCCAGCAAGCUCUUACCUGAAAGCCACACACCCGGACCUCAUCAAGCAGAUCAUAACGAGGCACUCCAACCACCUGCAGUAUGUCAGCUUUAAGGUGGACAGCAGUACAGAGUCUGCAGAAGCAGCGUGCAACAUCCUCUCACAGUUGGUGAAUUGCUCACUGAAGACCUUGGGGCUCAUUUCUACAGCCAGGCCCAGUUUCAUGGAGGUUCCAAAGUCUCACUUCAUCUCAGCCCUGACUGUGGUGUUUGUCAACUCCAAAUCGUUGUCUUCACUGAAGAUCGACGACACGCCGGUGGACGAUCCGUCUCUGAAGGUCCUGGUGGCCAACAACAGGGACACCCUGAAACUGCUGAAGAUGAGCAGCUGCCCGCACGUCUCUCCGGCAGGGAUCCUGUGUGUGGCAGACCAGUGUUACGGCCUGAGAGAGCUGGCACUAAACUACCACCUCCUGAGUGACGAACUCCUGCUGGCCCUCUCCUCGGAGAAACACGUGCACCUUGAACAUUUGCGCAUCGACGUGGUGAGCGAGAACCCCGGCCAGCACUUCCACACCAUCAAGAAGACCAGCUGGGACGCCAUGGUGCGCCACUCGCCCAAAUUCAACCUGGUCAUGUACUUCUUCCUCUACGAGGACGAGUUCGGCCCUUUCUUCAACGAGGAGGUCCCGGUCACGCACCUCUACUUUGGUCGCUCGGUGAGCAAGGAGGUCCUGGGCCGCGUCGGCCUCCACUGCCCCCGUCUGGUGGAGCUGGUGGUGUGCGCCAACGGCCUGCGUCCUCUGGAUGAGGAGCUGAUCCGCAUCGCCAAGCGCUGCACCCAGCUGUCGGCCAUCGGCCUGGGCGAGUGCGAGGUCUCCUGCAGUGCGUUCGUGGAGUUCGUCAAGUUGUGUGGCCGGAGGCUCUCCCAGCUGUCCAUCAUGGAGGAGGUGCUGAUUCCAGACCACAAAUACUCCCUGGAUGAGAUCCACUGGGAGGUCUCGAAGCACCUGGGCCGGGUCUGGUUCCCAGACAUGAUGCCGACCUGGUAAAGUGAAGCCAAAGAGGCCUACAGUACGUUUUUGCAUAGAAAAGCCUUUAAACGCUCAGCCGUAGUGGAAUGUUUCGGGGCCGACAUGGAGAGCGUACACUCUUGAAACAGGGCUGGGAUGUGAUGUGGCACCUGACUGCUAUACAGCGUUAUCACGUCAUGCUUCAUCUGGGGCGAGAACUUCACAUGAGCUUUAUGACGAGAGUGUGAGAGUGUGUGUGUGUGUGUGUGUGUGUGUGUGUGUGUGUGUGUGUAUGUUGAUGUUUUUUAACACUGGAGUAAUUGGGAAGAUUAGGUGCACAAUUGCAUGUUGUUACAUUACCACUUGGCCACUUUACUUAAUUCCAGUCUGAGAGAGCAGCUCUGCACUCUUAACAAAAUAUGGCAUUAGAGGUUUCCAAAACGGCUGCAGUAUUAUUUGUCCAUUGUAUGUGACAGAAGGUGUUUUGUUCAGGUAGUUUGUAAGGUGUCGUCG